Molecule: messenger RNA, 1178 nt
Organism: Xyrauchen texanus (razorback sucker)
Lineage: Eukaryota; Metazoa; Chordata; Actinopteri; Cypriniformes; Catostomidae
Product: C-X-C chemokine receptor type 1-like
Exons: 2
Coding region: 70-1152 (360 amino acids)
Biological process (GO): neutrophil chemotaxis; G protein-coupled receptor signaling pathway; immune response
Cellular component (GO): membrane
Molecular function (GO): C-X-C chemokine receptor activity
Source: RefSeq, a predicted model, not a curated record
GCCGUCAGUGAACAACUCGAACAUUUACAUCCUGUGGUUUCUCAUAUAUGCAAUAACCAAGAAGUCGCAAUGACUGAUCCAAACAGUUCUCACCACCUGGAUGACUUCAGUGAAUUUUACGAUGAAGAAUACAACUACACUGACCUCACUGACUUUAAUGUGGAUGAAAAAACGCUUCUCUGUCCUCCCGUCACCAUAGCAGAUGCAAUCCACAUUUCAUUUUGUGUCUUUUAUAUUAUCAUCUUUCUGAUGGCCAUACCAGGGAACCUGAUUGUCUGUUACGUCAUUGGUUCAAACAAAUGUGCGCGCUCUGCUUCGGAUGUGUACUUAUUCAACCUAAUGCUGGCCGACACUCUUCUGGCCCUAAUCUUGCCCUUUUCUGCAGUCUCCGUGCUGCAUGGUUGGGUGUUCGGCAAUGUCGCAUGCAAACUGGUUUCACUGGUAAAAGAAGUGAACUUUUACACCAGCAUCCUAUUCCUGGUGUGCAUUAGUGUGGAUCGCUAUAUGGUUAUCGUCCGAGCUUUGGAAGGUCAAAAGGAUCAGAGGAGACUGAACAGCGGGAUUGCGUGUGGAGUCGUGUGGGUUUUGGGAUGUUUCCUAUCGUUACCGUCACUCUACAACAAGGCUUUUUAUUCCAUAAUGGCCAAACAGACUGUUUGUGCAGAACUCUUCAAUGCAGAAAGCGCCGAUGAGUGGCGACUGGCCACUCGUAUUUUGAGGCACCUCCUUGGCUUUGUGAUACCUUUAGUGGUCAUGUUGACCUGCUACAGUAUAACAAUAGCACGGCUGUUGCGUACAAGGGGUUUCCAGAAACAGAGAGCCAUGAAAGUGAUUGUGGCUGUGGUUGUGGCUUUCCUUCUAUGCUGGACCCCUUUCCAUGUUGUGACAAUUGUUGACACUCUGCUGAGGGUCAAAGCAAUUAAAUUCAGCUGUUACACUCAAACAUCUGUGGAUGUUGCCAUGUUUGCUACCGAAAACCUAGGCCUCCUACACUGCUGUGUGAACCCCAUGCUGUACGCUUUUGUGGGCGAGAAGUUCAGAAGAAGGUUUCAGCAAUUGCUCUAUAGGAGAGGACUUCUGGAGUGUUUCUCGGUAUCCAGAUCUAGCAGGUCUUCUUCUGUGACCUCAGAAGUCACGUCCAGCAUUCUGUAAGCUACCCCCACAAAACACUCUGUUGA